This is a messenger RNA of Theobroma cacao (cacao), 3881 nucleotides long. RefSeq names its product RNA-dependent RNA polymerase 1 (gene RDR1). Gene Ontology annotation, biological process: siRNA processing. The record is from RefSeq and is a predicted model, not a curated record. Lineage: Eukaryota; Viridiplantae; Streptophyta; Magnoliopsida; Malvales; Malvaceae. Gene Ontology annotation, cellular component: nuclear RNA-directed RNA polymerase complex. Gene Ontology annotation, molecular function: RNA-directed RNA polymerase activity; nucleic acid binding.
UAGCUUAGGUAUUUUUCUUCGUCCGUUCAGUAUUCUCGUCAGUCUUGUGAUUGACUGAGAGUUGACGAUGGAUUCUUUCCUUCUCUCUCAGUGAAGUGAAGUCAAGAAGCUUUGUGCAUUUGAGUUCUUGUUCUAAAUCCCAUCUCCUUCUCUCUGGAAUCUCUGGUGAUGUUGGAUCAUGCAGCAUUGCAAAUAUUUUGUGUUGUUUGGGCAGAGGGAACGCAGAUCCUCAUCAUACAGGGCAUUGAUUGACUUUUAUGUUUUAAAGUGGUAAGAGCAUAAAGUAAAUUGAUUCCAUGGGUAAGACAAUUCAAGUUUCUAGAUUCCCCUCAAAUGUGCAUGCAGAGGAAGUUAAAACAUUUUUGGAGUCGUAUACAGGCAAGGAAACUGUUUAUGCCCUAAAAAUUAGGCAGCAAAAAAACGGAGGAAGAGCAUAUGCUAUUGUGCAAUUUACCAAAAGCACAGAUGCUGAGCUGAUCAUAAGGUUGACGAAUCAAAGACUAUACUAUGGGAGUUCAUAUCUCAAGGCUCGAGAAAUGGAGAAUGAUAUUGUGCCAAAACCAAGAACCUUUUUGCAUACCAUGGAAGGUGUGACACUGCAUUUUGGUUGUCAGGUCUCAAAUGAAAAAUUUUAUGUUCUCUGGGAAGAGGUUGAUGUUACAGUGAAUUUUGGGAUGGGAAUGCGGAAAUUGCAAUUUUUACUGUCACAUCAUUGCGUAGAAUACAGGCUGGAUCUUUUCUAUGAGAACAUCUGGCAGAUUGAGCUGCAUCGUCCGCGCAAUCAAACAUCAAAGUAUCUGCUGAUUCAGUUAUUUGGCGCUCCUCGGAUAUAUGAGAAAGAUGUACGCUCUUCUGGACUUGUGUUUGAGAAUCCCUUGCUGAACUAUUUUAUGGAUGUGCCUGAUGAUCAAUGGGUAAGGACAACUGAUUUCACUCAAUCAUCCUGUAUCGGGCAGUCUUCUGUAUUGUGUUUGGAGCUUCCUUACUACCUGCAACUUCCAAAUUUCCGAGAAAACUUUGCUUACUACAAGGAAAGUGAAGGGAAAUUUGUUUUGGAAAGUGGUUCUUCUUAUUCCCGUAAUCUUAAUCUAGUCCCAAUUGUAGGCCCUUCACUGGGAAUUGACUUGCCAUAUGAAAUCUUGUUUAAGAUUAAUUUGUUGGUCCAAAAUGGGUGUAUCCCAGGACCAGCACUUGAUGCUAAUUUUUACCGAUUGGUUAAUCCAUGUAGAAUAGACAAAGUCUAUAUCGACCAUGCUCUGGAGAAACUUUAUUAUCUUAAAGAAUGCUGCUUUGAACCUUCAAAGUGGCUCCUUGAGCAGUACAAAGGUUACAUCGCAUCUAAGAAAAACCCAGGGUCACCUGUUAUAUCCUUGGAUGAUGGUUUGGUAAAUGUAAGAAGGGUUCAGAUAACACCUUCUAGGGUGUAUUUCUGUGGUCCGGAGAUUAAUGUUUCAAAUCGUGUACUACGCCAUUUUCAUGAUGACAUUGAUAACUUUCUUCGCAUCACUUUUGUUGAUGAGGAGUUGGAAAAGAUCCAUUCCACAGAUUUGUUGACGAGGAAUAGGAUAACUGAAAUUUAUGGAAGGAUUCUUUCUACUCUUAAAAAUGGCAUAGUCAUUGGUGAUAAGCAAUUUGAAUUUCUUGCCUUUUCAUCUAGUCAAUUACGGGAAAAUUCAGCAUGGAUGUUUGCUUCUAGAGAAGGGCUCACUGCAGCAGAUAUAAGGACAUGGAUGGGAGAGUUUAGUAAAAUAAGAAAUGUGGCAAAGUAUGCUGCUAGACUGGGCCAAUCUUUCAGUUCAUCAACCGAAACUCUUAGUGUUGCUAAAGAUGAAAUCGAAAUUAUUGAUGAUGUAGAAAUUAAAAGGGAUGGAAUUAAUUAUGUCUUUUCUGAUGGAAUUGGAAAAAUAUCGGCUAAAUUUGCGAAGAAGGUGGCUGCAAAAUGUCGCUUGAAUGGUCGCACCCCUUCAGCAUUUCAGAUUCGGAUCGGUGGAUUCAAAGGUGUUGUGGCUGUUGACCCCACCUCAUCAAAGAAAUUAUCCCUUAGAGGGAGCAUGUCAAAGUAUGAAUCAGAGAACACAAAACUGGAUGUCUUGGCUUGGAGUAAGUAUCAACCUUGUUUUCUGAAUCGCCAGUUGAUCACUCUCUUGUCUACUCUUGGAGUUCCAGAUCAUGCUUUUGAGGAAAAACAAAGAGAGGUUGUUGAUCAACUCAAUGCUAUCCUAACAGAUCCUUUAAAGGCACAGGAGGCUCUGGAGUUAAUGUCUCCUGGAGAGAAUACUAACAUUCUCAAGGAAAUGCUCUUGUGUGGUUAUGAACCUGAUGCUGAACCAUUCCUUUCCAUGAUGUUGCAAACAUUUCGAGCAUCAAAGUUACUGGAGUUGCGGACUAAAAGCAGGAUAUUUGUUGCAAAUGGAAGGUCUAUGAUGGGAUGUCUGGAUGAAACCAGAACAUUGGAUUAUGGCCAGGUGUUUGUGCAGGUUUCGGGCUCUAGGUCAGAGCAGCGUUUUAUUGUUCAAGGUAAGGUAGUUGUUGCCAAAAAUCCCUGCUUGCACCCAGGCGAUGUGCGUGUUUUAACGGCUGUCAACGUGCCUGAUUUGCACCAUAUGGUAGAUUGUGUUGUUUUUCCACAGAAAGGAAGCAGACCUCAUCCAAAUGAGUGUUCUGGAAGUGAUCUGGAUGGUGAUAUCUACUUUGUCUGUUGGGACCCUGAAUUGAUUCCAUCUAAACAAAUACCUCCUAUGGAUUAUUCACCAGCUCCAACUAAGCCAUUGGAGCAUGAAGUUACCAUUGAGGAAGUUGAAGAGUAUUUCACGAACUACAUAGUCAAUGACAGUUUAGGAAUCAUUGCAAAUGCUCAUACUGUUUUUGCUGAUAGAGAGCCUCGGAAAGCAAUGAGCAGCGAAUGUAAAUGGCUUGCAAAGCUGUUUUCAAUUGCAGUUGACUUCCCAAAAACUGGUGUACCAGCUGAAAUACCACAAGAACUGAGAGUUAAAGAGUAUCCAGAUUUCAUGGAGAAGCCAGACAAACCAACCUAUCAAUCAUACAAUGUUAUCGGAAAGCUUUUCCGAGAGGUGAAAGACCUUGCACCCAAUGAAUGCUUUAUCAGGUCCUUAACUCGGGAAAGAUUGGAGAGGUUUUAUGAUCCUGAUAUGGAAGUUGAUGGCUAUGAGGAUUAUGUUGAUGAUGCUUUCUAUCACAAAAGCAAUUAUGAUUACAAAUUGGGGAACUUGAUGGAAUAUUAUGGGAUCAAAACUGAGGCUGAAAUACUCAGUGGGGGUAUCAUGAAAAUGUCGAGAUCUUUCACGAAGCAAAGAGAUGCAGAAGCAAUUGGUGUGGCUGUGAGGUCCUUGAGGAAGGAAGCUAGGUCAUGGUUUAAUGAAAAGGGAAAUGGGUUAGAUUCUGAAGCAGAUGAUCUAUAUGCAAAAGCCUCUGCUUGGUACCAUGUCACGUAUCAUCCAAGUUAUUGGGGCCUGUAUAAUGAGGGAAUGAAUAGGAAUCAUUUUCUGAGCUUUCCUUGGUGUGUUUAUGACAAGCUGAUCCUCAUCAAGAAAAAGGUGACUAGUAGAAGAAAUUCGCGAUUGUCAUCUCUAGAAUCUCUGUUUGCACGUGGAUUGCGUUUGCAUUGAGUGAUUUGGUGGAUGUUCCCCUUUAGUCUGAAGCAGAUAACUAUGGAUAGCUCGUCGGUCCUAGUUAAGUGUGUGUGUAUAUUCAUACCAAAUAUUGUAUUGGUAGCUGACUGUAUGCUAUCUAAUGUAAAUACGCAGUGUUGAUGUUUGGUGUUGGUAGCGACUGAAUGCUAUCUAAUGUAAAUACCCAGCGGUGAUGUUCGAGAAAGAACACUGUACGAUAUGCUACUUAUUUAUGUUGGUUUGGUUUCUUGA